UUUUUUUUAUCGUUCAUUCGUUUGUACCAACAUAAAUGUCAUCAGGACCUGCAUAAAAUACUUACAUACUACACUAUCGCAGACAGGAAUAUAAACAAGUUGGUAUAGGCCUUUAUUGGCUUCAGUUGUAUGGUUGUAGAGUUCACAGACAAUAGGAAUUUCAUCAACAAUUGCGAUAUUCAUAUCAUGGAAGGACUGAAAUAUAUUUUCAUAAUUUCUCUUUUAAAAAUUUACGUUCUUGCGGAAGAUCCGAUAAUUGAUACUACCACUGGAACGAUUAAAGGAUCCACAUUCUCAGUUCAGAAUGUUGAUAUUGAUGUCUUUCUUGGAAUACCAUUUGCCAAACCUCCUGUUGGUAAUCUAAGAUUUAAAAGACCAGAGCCAAUUGAGCGGUGGAGUGGUAUAAAAGAAACUAAGAAACAUGUUUCAUCGUGUAUACAACUUGUUGAAGCAUUUGAUCAUAUUGAAGGUGCAGAUUCGUUUAAGGUUAAUACUAAUAUAAGCGAAGACUGUCUUUAUUUGAACAUUUGGGCGCCAACAGAAGCUCGAAAGUCCCAUUCAAAUUUAGCCACAAUGAUAUGGAUAUAUGGGGGUGCACUUGUUUCUGGGACAAGUACGCUAGACGCAUACGAUGGACGAUUCUUAGCUGCCAGUCAAAAGAUUAUCGUUGCAUCACUUAAUUAUAGAGUUGGACCCUUUGGUUUUCUUUCCUUAAAUGACGAACGUGCUCCAGGCAAUAUGGGACUACUUGAUCAAACCCUUGCAAUAAGUUGGAUUCGUGAUAACAUUGCAUCAUUCGGCGGAGACCCUGAUAAACUGACACUGUUUGGACAGAGUGCUGGUGCAAUAAGUGUUAGUUUUCAUGUUAUGUCACCAAUUUCUCGAAAAAUAUUCAGGAAUGCAAUUAUAAUGAGUGGGAUAGCUACCACUGAUUGGUCAGUUAGGUCAAAAGAGGGAAAUAUUGAAAGAGCGAAAGAAAUGGCUGCCUUCUUGAAAUGUCCAACUGAGAACGAUAAGGUGAUGUUAGAUUGCUUUCUAAAUGCCGAUGCAAACAACAUAUCUAUGGGACAAUAUUAUAAUUUCAAGAACAUCACAGAAUUUCCUUUUGCUCCUAUUAUAGAUAACUAUUUCUUACAGGAGAAGCCGAAAGAAAUUGUACAGAAUAAAAAAAUGAAAAAGGAUGUGAUGAUUGGUUUUCUUAAAAAUGAAGGAAGUUUGAUGAUUCUAAUAAGAUACCCCGAAUAUUUCGCUCCAAACACAAAUGUUCCUGUAAACAAAUCUGUCGCACACAAAAUGAUGAGAAAUCUAAUCGAACCAAAACAAUUAAAUUCUCUGCAGUUGGAGUCCAUCUCGCAUCUUUAUGGUUCUCAUGUCGAUACCUCUUCUGAAACUGAAAAAUACAGAUACAUAUUAGACCAAGUAGCGGGUGAUAUCAUGUUUAAAUGUCCUACUAUUAACUUUUCCAAGGAAUUUAGUACCUAUUCCAAUGUUUAUAUGUAUUCUUUUGAGUAUCGACCAAAAGUUAUGCCCUGGCCGGAAUGGAUGGGUGUGAUACAUGGAAGUGAUGUUUAUUUCGCGUUUUCCCAACUAUUAUCGGAUGAAAAAUAUUCACCAGAAGUCAAAUUUGUGUCAAAAAUGCUGUCAAGUUAUUUUGCAAACUUUUCCAAAUCAGGUAAUCCUAAUAAUGGAGAUUGUUCUGAUUGCUCAUCUGAACCAUGGUCAAAGUAUACACCAGAAAGCCAGAAAUAUCUUGUAAUUGAUGAAAAACCAAGGAUGGCGUCUAAGGAGACUUCUCUGUACAGUAUAUGCAGUUUUUGGUCAGAUCUUCUCCCGCAAUUAAAGGAACCUUCUUGCCCAGGUAUAUCUAGAGGAACAAUCGUUACUUUAACGAGAUCCACCUUGUAAUCACCCGAAGAGAGACAUCUUCACUGACAGAUAUAACUAGCCAAAUGGACAGACCCUGAAGAAGCUGAACAGAAAAUCAUGCCCAGUUGCUUGGGCAACUGCCCGUACCUUGUGCAGUGGAAACACGCGUAGUUCGUAACACUCUUAAAAAUAUGCUGUAUGGAAUUGUAAAAUAAGAGGAAAUCAUUUUUAAGGAUAAGCAAGACUGCAUAUUCUGUAGACGGCAUCUACUAGGAGCUUUAUUAUCCUAAAUAAAGAUUCCAGA
This is a messenger RNA of Octopus sinensis (East Asian common octopus), 2170 nucleotides long. Its product is annotated as cholinesterase 2-like. The record is from RefSeq and is a predicted model, not a curated record. NCBI's taxonomy places the organism in Eukaryota, Metazoa, Mollusca, Cephalopoda, Octopoda, Octopodidae. Gene Ontology annotation, molecular function: cholinesterase activity. Bases 130 to 1905 code for a protein of 591 amino acids. The transcript has 4 exons.